GUUCCUGCUCGCGAACCGCCCGGGCUUCCCGUUCCAGGGCAACGACCUGUUCCGGGAGACGGGCGACGUGUACGCCCCGCACGUGAUCGAGAACCCCGACUUGGACAGCGAGGUCCAGCUCCUGACGGGGUACGCGCCCGACGUGGAUCCCCCCGUGCUGCGAAGGCUCAGCUCCGCGUUCACGGAGCUCCGGCGGCAGGUGGACGACGGCCUCCUCGCCUACCCCUACAGCACGCGCGAGCUCGUGAACGUGUCGAGACACCUCCAGCGCUUCCCGGAGCAGAGCGUCGGGGACGCGCUGCGCGACAUCCUGGACUUCGACUGCCACGACCG
This is a messenger RNA of Prorocentrum cordatum, 333 nucleotides long. The record is from the annotation of a GenBank genome assembly. NCBI's taxonomy places the organism in Eukaryota, Dinophyceae, Prorocentrales, Prorocentraceae.